Molecule: messenger RNA, 178 nt
Organism: Pelobates cultripes (western spadefoot toad)
Lineage: Eukaryota; Metazoa; Chordata; Amphibia; Anura; Pelobatidae
Source: the annotation of a GenBank genome assembly
AUGGCGAAAGCAUCUGCGGUACAAGAAAUCCAAGAUGGCGCCGAUGGGCCUGAGCAUGAAAGCCCCCCACAUGUGGUGGACUCGUCUGUGGAAAUGGACCCACUAACCUGCAGGCUUUUUCAGACAUCACUGGAUGCUCUCUCAGCUAAAUUCAUAGCUACUUGGCAAUCAGACAUGG